UUGCGACGGUCACGAUCGCGGCCCGUCAGCUGUGCUCUAAAAUAGCGCGCGUUAUCAUCGCGACCUCGGAGGCGAGACGAGAUAGCGCGAGGUCGGCGGCACCUGCGCGCCGCCGCACACGUGCGCGGCCCGCGGUGCAGCGCCGAGCUGCGGAGCCAGCUCUCCUGCCCUCCGCCGCUCGUCUCUCUCCGCAGGAUCGCGAGAUCGCUUCGUUCGAUGCCAAUAUGUAAAAACUAUCGAGAAUUCUGAAUGAAAAUCAGACGCUAAUAUAAAAUCCGAUGAUCUAUAAUUACCACGUUGAAGUUCUGAAAAGAUAAAAAAGUACUUAUGAGAAUAUUCAUAUAAGUUAGUGUUUAUAUAGUGGAAUAAGUGACAAUGAGAACAAAAAAAUCAGUGAAAGCGAAAAGGACUUGCAAGAGUAGUUAGUAAGGACUGACCCGACGUAGAAUGGGUAUACUUAUGGAAAGCUCAGAGGGUAACUCGGUCGGAGGCAACCGUCGCAUUGGCGAGCCGGAGCUCUUCAGCGCUAUGAGUGCGCCCGGGGAGUACUACGAGACUCUGCACACCAUUGCCAUCAACACCAGGGAGACAGAGUUCGGCAGCUACGUGGAGCCGAUACCCAUCACGCUCAAAGCGUACAAGCACAUGCAGACGCUUCCCCGCGCCGCCGACGGCUACGGGUUCCAAUCCGUUAUCACCCCUUUGAACCCUGUCAGCCAGGGCGAACUAGACCAUCCCAUGCCGUCGGUUAUCAUACAAAGCCCAGUCAAGGAAGACAGGGCGAAAGUCGCGAGGCCUCCUAAAAAGAAGUGGAUUAAAGAGUAUUUGGAGGAGGAACCUAAGUCGCCGGUGUCGGUGCGGGUGAGCGAGGUGUCGGUGGCGCGCAGCAACGGCGUGGUGCGGCCGCCGUCGCCGCCCGCGCCCGCCGCGCCCCCCGCGCCCGCCCCCGCGCUCGCCCCGGCCCCCGCCCCCGCGCUCCCCGCGCUGGCCCUCGCCCCCGACCCGCCGCCCGCCGCUCCGCCGGCGCCCAUCCUCGACUUCGCACAAGAACAUUCCAGGCCGCGGACCAACAGCAGUCACGGGCCGAGCCAGAUCCCGUCCCCGCCGUCGCUGAGCAGCGGCAGCACGAGCAGCAGCGGCAGCGGCGCGGGCGGGCGCGCCGGCACGCGCGAGGUGCACAACAAGCUGGAGAAGAACCGCCGCGCGCACCUCAAGGAGUGCUUCGAGCUGCUCAAGCGCCAGCUGCCCGCCGCGCCCGACGACAAGAAGACCUCCAACCUGUCCAUCCUCGGCUCCGCCAUCCGCUACAUCCAGGUGCUGCGGCGCAAGGAGCGCGAGUGCGAGCACGAGAUGGAGCGGCUGGCGCGCGAGAAGAUCGCGGCGCAGCAGCGGCUGGCGGCGCUCAAGCGCGAGGUGGCCGUGCGCGCCGCGCGCCGCCCGCGCGCCGCCGCCGCCGACGCUGCGCCCGAGGAAAAAGAAAGGGAAGACGUUAUUAACGGCCAAGUUUUAGGAUUACCUUUAAAAAGCAGCGGAUCGCCGCCCCCAGCGCCGCGCACGCCGCAUUCCCCUCACUCGCCGCUCGCGCCGCACACGGCCGCGGGCCACACGCCCCUCGGCGCCGCACAGCUCGGCACAGCACCGCUCAGCACCGCACCGCACACGCUGAACCUCAGCACCAAGCUGCGGCCGCUGCCCGUGCAGCUCGCGUCCACCGCCUCGCAGGUAGUGCGUGCGUCGUACGGGUCGCGGGCCGGCGCGCUCACGCUCACCACCAUCGCGCCCGCCGACUCGCCCGCGCAGAUGGUGGGCGGCGGGCUGGUGGUGGGCGCGCGCGCGCUGCAGCUGCUGUCGGGCGCGCCGCUGCACGUGCUGCACCACAAGCCCAACGGUAUAACAACGGAGAAUAACCGGACAUCUAAAGAAAACGGCAUUGUGACAACCUCCGCAGUGUCUACAGAGGGCGGCAGCGUGGUGGUGAGCGGUCUGACGCCGCUCGUGGUGUCGCAGUCCACUGCGCACCUGCUCGGCACGCACACGCUCACACACAAGAUGGUGGAGACGCAGAUGGUGAAGGGCAGCGUGUCGCCGCUGGCGGUGAGCGCGCAGUACCUGAGCGCGACCACGAUCGUGAAGCCCGUGGUCGUGGUCAGCGGCGCCACGCCCACCGCCCCGCCCCCCGCCCCGCCCGCCCCGCCCCCGCGCGACACGUGACCGCCGCACACCGCCGCCCAAAGCUGCGCGCCUGGUGCCCAACCGCAACCCGCUACCGAUAUAUAAACGUUAUUCUUUCACGUCAAUGUUAAUUUAAACCUGGUUGAAAUUAAUUUGUUGUGAAACUAUGUAUUUAACAAAUAAUGUAUGAAACUGUGUAAUCGUAAUCGCGCAACGACUCCCAACCGUUCGAUGACGUUCUCUCCUCGCGUGUUCCGUGAUAUUUUAUUUCAAAAAUAAAAUAUGGGGGGGGGGGGGGGGAAGCGUGGUACAGGACGGACCGGCGCGGUCUGUGGGGUCGUCUGAGAUAUCGCCACUACCUCAUCUGUACUUCAUAUCGGGCUUAUAAAGUCGAGUCUUAGCCGCCGCGCGACUAUAUUGACUGUAUUUUGUGAAAUAUCCCUAUAUUUCUUAAUCGCAUACGACAUUAAUACUUUUUCGCUUUAGACGCUCGGAUGCAAACGCGCUUAAAUUCGUUUCGCUUCCGUAAUAUUUCACAGAUAUCUUCAAUGGGUCGUGUAUAUUUUUAUAUUGCAAUAAAUACUUGUGAAGUGUGACGUCCCUGCGUGUGCCCGCGGCGCCGUGCGAGCGGAGCCUAGCGGUGCCGCGCGGCGCCGCGCGGCGCCGCGCGGGCCACGCACCGAGCCGCCCCAAUGAUAACAUUAUGCGUGUACAUACGAGCUCAAUAUAUUUUUCUACAGAUUCCAGAUCGUGUACAGUUGUAAAGUGACCGCGUGUAGAUAUUUUUAUUUAUUUAUUUAGAGCCGGCGAUCGUGGGGAGUUAAAUUGCGAACGGGAUUAUAUAGCUGCGGAUUUGUGAUCGAACUUUUUGUUCGUGGCGCUCUAUCUGUCACUCGAGCCUCACAUUUUUCAAUCUAAUAAACGUCGGCGUCGAUCGGAAUACUCACCGUGUGGAGAGCAUCUCGUAUAGCGAAGUGCUAAGUAUGUAAGAUGUAUCUGUGAUGUGCGCAGGCGCACCGGCCCCGCCCCGCGGCGUCACUCGUCAAUUCCUUCAUAGCGUACGUGUGCCUGCGACUGUGAUAGCGCCACCAGGCGGGCAGGAGCCGGGUCUUAUGACAAGUGUUAUAACUAUAGAUAGAUAUUUAAGGACCGGAUGCAAUAAGAUUAUUUGCUCUUCUCUUGUAAUCGCGUAAAUGAAUAACGAAUUUUGUCAAAUUUUUAUCUGUAUCAUUUUAAAGGGUUUUGAGCGCUGUACACAGAACAAGUAAUAUCAAAUAUUUUCAAUUAUAUCAUGAAUUAAGCACUCCUGCUUGAAAAAAUAUUUUUGCUUAUCGCUUUCCCUUCACUCUUCGCUCGCGUUACCUUUUGCAGUUUUAUCUCCACCGAGCGUGACGAUGUUUCUUUUUAUUAAAUAUGAACAACGAAACGUCUUCAUCCCGUCAAAAGUUAAAAUCAUAAUAAUUUUGCUCUUUUUGUUUUAUUUAUAGUACUCGCGUAUAGUUGCAAAACAAUGAAUUUUGGUGAAAGAAAUUUGACAAAGUUCAUAUAUAAAUAAUGAUUAUAUAAUAUAUUAUUGUAUAAAUAAAAGAUGAAUGUUUGGGAGACUCCUGCGCAGCGCCGCUCGGCCGUCCUCACUAGUGCCUGUUAAAGAGCCGCGGGUCGUGCCGCCGGGACAACUUGUUAUUUUAAAUAUAUAUAUUUAUUCAUACUGAAAAAAUAAAUGAGAGUGUAUGGAGCCUUAACUACUAGGGCGCCAGACGCUACAGAGGGUUGUCUCGGCGACGCGGCGCGGUUACUGUAGUUGCAUUGUUUCUGCAGUUGUUAAGUUUGCAGUUUCGCGUGUUGUUGUUGACUCGACGAUGUUACGCAGUGCCACGUUCCGUCCUCUUCGCUCGCGCUGGCGUGUCGCGCGUGCGAGUGAGACGGACGUACUGUCCACUUGUCCGAUAAGCAAUAAUGUGCCAAUAGUCUUACGUUGUUGUGAAAUAGAAUAGAAUCGGUGUUACUAAUGCGAUUUAAAUUUUGUAUGAUAUCAUAUUAUAUGAACUGAAUCGAGCUUUAACGUAAGGGGUCAAAGUUUCCGUUCGGUCGCCCGAGUCUGUUUGUUUGUGUGCAAUAGUUCGUUGUGUGUGAACCGGUGAGAGUCAAACUACUUAUUUAUUAUUCGAUCCUUUAUCCUGCAAAGCAAUAUGUCAUUUGUGUCGACUAAUUAUUAUUAUUGUAUCGCGUCAAAGGAAAGUCUCGUCAUGAAUUCCAAAUAUUGUUUUUGUAUAAUUUGUAAGGGCGUAAAUGAUCAUUGAAGGUUUAUUUAUUGAUAGAUCGUACGAAGACCGUUUUAUUUUGGUAACUCGUAUUCUGAAACUAUUUUAGUACUGAUGUAUAAAGUAUAAUACGAUGGAAUCGCGACCGCUCUCGGGCGAGCGCCUGUCACUUCGCCUAAUUCAUAGUUAUAUAUGACAAAAUGUAUAAUAUAAAGUAAUUUAAAUAAAAGAGAGAAAUCUAUUUUAAUUGUAAUAAUAUUGCGAAGCGAGAAUGCUCAUGUAAAUACAAUGAUGUAGUAUAAAGUUCUAAUAUUUUAGAAAUACAGAAGAUACAUAUUUA
Colias croceus (clouded yellow) is the source of this 4773-nucleotide messenger RNA. RefSeq names its product max-binding protein MNT. Lineage: Eukaryota; Metazoa; Arthropoda; Insecta; Lepidoptera; Pieridae. Gene Ontology annotation, biological process: regulation of transcription by RNA polymerase II. The record is from RefSeq and is a predicted model, not a curated record. The coding region runs from base 448 to 2211 and encodes 587 amino acids. The transcript is spliced from 12 exons. Gene Ontology annotation, molecular function: DNA-binding transcription factor activity, RNA polymerase II-specific; protein dimerization activity; RNA polymerase II cis-regulatory region sequence-specific DNA binding.